UGUUGCAUCAUCUUAUUGAUCCAGGUUAUCAAGAUGGGUGAAUCAAUGACUGCUAAAGAAAUUCGCCAGGCUUACAUUGAUUUCUUCAAGGGAAAAAAUCACGAAUAUGUGCAUUCAAGCUCUACGAUUCCUCAUGAUGAUCCAACUUUGUUGUUUGCCAAUGCUGGAAUGAACCAGUUUAAGCCCAUUUUCUUGGGUACCGUGGAUCCAAACAGCGACAUGGCAAAAUGGGUGCGAGUAGUAAACUCUCAAAAGUGUAUCAGAGCUGGAGGAAAGCAUAACGAUUUAGACGACGUAGGCAAAGAUGUCUAUCACCACACGUUUUUCGAGAUGAUGGGUAACUGGUCUUUCGGAGACUACUUCAAAAAAGAAAUAUGUACUUGGGCUUGGGAGUUUUUGACGCAGAUGAUGAAGCUGCCAGCAGAUAGGUUGUACGUUACCUACUUCGGCGGAGAUGAAAAAGCGAAUCUCGCUUCAGAUGAGGAGUGCAGACAGCUGUGGCUGUCAGUAGGAGUUCCCGAGUCCCACAUCUUGCCAGGAAGUAUGAAAGAUAACUUUUGGGAAAUGGGAGAGACUGGGCCGUGUGGUCCAUGCAGCGAAUUGCAUUAUGAUCGCAUUGGUGGCCGAGAAGCCGCUCACUUGGUCAACAUGGAUGACCCAGAUGUUUUAGAAAUCUGGAACCUUGUGUUUAUUCAGUUCAAUCGCGAGUCCGAUGGGAGUCUCCGUAAUUUACCGAAGAAACAUAUCGAUUGUGGUCUGGGUUUAGAGCGUCUGGUUUCUGUUAUUCAAAAUAAGCGUGCUAAUUACGACACUGACUUGUUCAUGCCGCUGUUCCAAGCAAUUCAAAGUGGCACAGGAGCGCGACCUUAUACGGGGAAAGUGGCCGAAGAAGAUCAAGAUGGAAUAGACAUGGCGUAUCGUGUGCUGGCUGAUCAUGCACGUACUAUUACCGUCGCCUUAGCUGAUGGAGGAAUGCCAGACAAUACCGGAAGAGGAUAUGUAUUGAGAAGAAUUUUGCGUCGUGCUGUUCGUUAUGCGACUGAAAAACUAAAUGCAAAGCCUGGUUUUUUCGGAUCUCUAGUCAUGGUAGUCGUAAGUUUGCUCGGUGAUGUUUUUCCGGAAUUAAAGAAAGAUCCCCAAUCUAUUAUUGAUAUUAUUAAUGAAGAAGAAACCCAAUUUUUGAAAACACUAUCUCGGGGACGUAAUCUUCUUUACCGUACAAUUGCGAAAUUAGACAACGCUAAAGUUGUUCCAGGAGACGUUGCCUGGCGUCUUUACGAUACUUAUGGAUUCCCUGUUGACCUCACGCAAUUGAUGACGGAGGAAAAAGGCAUGGAAGUUGACAUGGUCGGCUAUGAAGAAGCUAAAAAGGCAGCUCAGCUUGCAUCCCAGAGUAAAGCUGGGGGUGUCGAUGACCAGAUUAACCUUGAUGUUCAUGCAAUUACAGAAUUGCAAAAAAUGAACAUUCCUCCUACGGAUGACUCCUUUAAAUACAAUUAUACUUCGACGGACGAUAAAAAUUCCGAGUAUACGUUUGAAUCGUGUGUAGGUACUGUGAUAGCAAUGAGACGCGCUAAGAAAUUUGUUGAAGAAGCAUUACCAGGAGAAGAGGUAGGAAUUUUACUGGACAAAACUUGUUUCUACGCUGAGCAAGGAGGUCAGAUUUACGAUGAAGGGUUUUUAGUAAAAGAAUCGAGCAAUCAAGAUGAUAGUACUGAGAUUCGUGUAACAAAUGUUCAAGUACGUGGUGGUUACGUUCUUCACAUCGGUACGGUGGGUAUUGGAGUCCUGAAGAAGGGUGAUAAAUUGCAGCUAAAUAUCGAUACCGCUCGAAGACGUCUUAUAAUGAGUAACCACUCUGCAACUCAUGCGCUCAACUUUGCCUUGAGAAAAGUCCUUGGUACUGAGGCUGACCAGAAAGGAUCGCUCGUUGCUCCCGACCGUCUGAGGUUUGAUUUUACAAACAAAGGUGCUAUGACGACGAAAGACAUCAAGAGCGUUGAAGAGUCGACUGUAGGCUUGAUAGAAGAUAAUAGAAAAAUUUAUGCUAGAGAAAGUAAACUGGGCUUAGCUAAAACUAUUCAAGGAUUACGAGCAAUGUUUGAGGAGACUUAUCCAGAUCCUGUGAGAAUAGUUAGUAUGGGUGUACCGAUUGAAGAGCUGGAGAAAAAUCCUCUUGGGCCUGCAGCUAUGACUACCAGCGUUGAAUUCUGUGGAGGUACACAUCUACAUUACACCGGACACAUUGGAGACUUUGUUAUUGCUUCUGAGGAGGCAAUUGCCAAGGGAAUCCGCAGAAUCGUCGCUUUAACUGGCCCAGAAGCUGCAAAAGCUCUUAAAAAAGCUGAAAUCUUGCAGAACCGGGUCAACGUUAUCGAAGAUAAUAUGGCCAAUGACAAGGAGUUUAAAUUUACUAAAGAACACACGAAGAAUAUUCUAGAGCUGUUGAAUGAUGUUUCACAGGCUACGAUAGCUGCUUGGAAAAAAGAUACUCUGAGAGUGAAGCUCAAUGGAAUGAAGAAAACUUUGGAUGAUCGGGAACGUCAAGCUAAAGCUGCGGUUGCGACCAGUGUACUGGAAAAGGCAACGCUGAUCAUCGAAGAUAAAACAGGCACACCUGUAUUAGUCGAAGAGUUUCAGGCUUACAAUAAUACUAAAGCUCUCGAUGCUGCUCUAAAAAAAGUCAGAACUCUGUCGCCUAAUACAAGUGCUUUAUUUUUCUCAAUUGAUGAAGACACCAAGAAGAUAUUUGCCCUUGCGUCAGUACCUAAGGAAGCGGUUCAAAAAGGCUUGACUGCCAAUGAGUGGAUUCAGGCAAUCGUGCCGUUGAUAGGAGGAAAAGGUGGCGGUAAAGCUGAAGCUGCGCAAGCUUCUGGCCCCAACUAUUUAUGUCUCAAAGAAGCCAUGAAAAUUGCAAGGGAAUACGCUUCUUCAAAGCUUGAUAAUUAA
This is a messenger RNA of Cotesia congregata, 2949 nucleotides long. The record is from the annotation of a GenBank genome assembly. NCBI's taxonomy places the organism in Eukaryota, Metazoa, Arthropoda, Insecta, Hymenoptera, Braconidae.